AUGCCACCGUAUUGCAGAUACGCUUUAGCCAGAUCACCGAAGCAGUUCAGCUCCGAACGAGCGCUAUUUUCACAGAGAUUCAAAGCUCAAUUAACAAGACGUAGUGGUCGACGUUUGAAGCGCGAAGAUUCAUUCCCAAUUUUAUAUAUGACGUUGUCUGAAAGGGAAGAAGCGAGAGGAUCAUAUGAUAAAGUCGACAGCAUUGAAGAGAAAGGAACAAAGAGUGGUCGAGAAGGUAAUUAUGCCGUAAGCCGUGAACGCAAAAAAGCAGUGGUAGAAGAUUGGAUUGCGAAUGCAAUUCAAAAAGACGUUAAAGGAAUUGUCGCCGAAUUCGAGAAAUGUGACAAAGAAAUGAACGCUGCUCCAGUUUUUGGUGAUCGCGAUAAUGUUAAAAACCGAUACAGAGAUAUUGGAUGUGUGGAAAAGACACGUGUUGUACUGAAGGACGUUGAUGUAUCGCAGAACUAUAUUCAUGCUAAUUAUAUUCGUUCAACUUGGUGUAAAAAACGCUUCAUUUGUACGCAGGCACCUCUUGAUACAACAACGGAAGAUUUUUGGCAUAUGGUGUGUCAAGAACAUUCGGAUUUUAUUGUAAUGUUAUGCGGAUUGGUUGAAGAGAAUUGUUCGGUGUGUGCUGAGUAUUGGCCACAGAAGCAAGGUGAAAAAUUACAACUUCAAGGUUUCGAAAUCAAAAACGAUGGAUUUGAUAAGAUUGAACUGGUUGAAAAUGACCGAACAUUCACGGUUAUUAAAAGUAAAUUACGCGUCAGUUCACGCUUGGGUAUCCAUAGCUGUUCGCAUUUCUAUUGGUCGCAAUGGGCUGAUCGUAAAGGAUCGCCGUCGUUUGAAAUAAUUCGACUUAUCGCUAGAGAAGUACGACGUUCAAGGAGGCCAACUGUAGUGCACUGUUCAACGGGUGUCGGUCGCACAGGAGCGUUCGUUGCAAUCGAAUUAAUUCUCGAAAUGCUUAUGGAUGGUCAUAAAUGUGAUAUGCCUGAAUUACUUAGAAUCUUACGCAACCAACGAGCAAUGGCCAUAAAUUGUUGUGAGCAAUAUAUUGGUGUUUAUCAACAAACAAUGUUAUAUUUCGAGAAACGUAAACGCAUUCCAUCGUCAUAUCGACUGCAGGCACAUGAAUUCAUCGAAAGGUGUCGCAAGGAAUCCAAGUGUGAUGUCAACGACAAUACGUCAUUAAUUACAAGAGAAAUUACCAAAUAA
Molecule: messenger RNA, 1218 nt
Organism: Anisakis simplex (herring worm)
Lineage: Eukaryota; Metazoa; Nematoda; Chromadorea; Rhabditida; Anisakidae
Source: the annotation of a GenBank genome assembly